CAGUCUCUCCAGCCACUCACACACUCACACACACACACACCGAGCUGCCGUCUGCAGUGGCUGGUACAGUCAGAGCCUCCAGCCUUCCUGGGAUUUGUGAAGCCGUCCCUCGGAGCCUCGGUCCCGGUGUCUCGGUCCCGGUGUUUCUCUCCCGGUGUCUCGGUCCCGGUGUCUCGGUCCCGGUGUUUCUCUCCCGUGUUGCCCGGCGGACCGACGAUGGAGCCCAGAGUGUGGCUGUCGCUCUGCGCGCUGCUGCUGGCUCACGGCGGAGCCGCUGCUGACGAUGACGUCCGAGCUGCUGCCUCCUCCUCCUCCUCCGCUUCUGAAAACGAGGCCCUCCUGGCCCCCGAGGUCCCUGAAGCCCCCGUGGCCCCCAAGGUCCCUGAAGCCCCCGUGGCCCCAGAGGUCCCUGAAGCCCCCGAGGUACCUGAAGCCCCCGAGGUCCCUGAAGCCCCCGUGGCCCCCGAGGUCCCUGAAGCCCCCGAGGCCCCUGAAGCCCCCGAGGUACCUGAAGCCCCCGUGGCCCCCGAGGUCCCUGAAGCCCCCGAGGUACCUGAAGCCCCCGUGGCCCCCGAGGUCCCUGAAGCCCCCAAGGUACCUGAAGCCCCCAAGGUACCUGAAGCCCCCGUGGCCCCCGAGGUACCUGAAGCCCCCGUGGCCCCUGAGGUCCCUGAAGCCCCCGAGUUCCCUGAAGCCCCCGUGGCCCCUGAGGUCCCUGAAGCCCCCGUGGCUCCAGAGACCCCCGAGGUCGGGUCCAGCCUGGAGCUCACCACUCACGAUGCCGCCGCACCGUCGCCGGGUGGCUCCGACGGUCCGAGCGGCAACGCCGCGGCAGAAGGAGAAGCCGCCCCCGAGGCCCCCGAGGACCCCGAGCUGAAGACAGAUACGGACGUUGUCUCUCCCGCGGAGGCCGACGGCGAGCACGAGACGUCCCGGCCUCUGGCUCCUCCUCCCCCGACCUCCCACAGCCACAGCCACACAACCCCCACCCCCACCACCACCACCAUUAACACCAUCACCGCCAUUAACACCGCCGCCGCCACCCCUGGCCCCACCCACACGACUCACACCGCCACCACCGCCACCACCGCGGCGGGCACACCGACCGCCGCCACCACCACCCAUCCCGCGGCGGCGCUGCCCGACCCCGUGACACCGUCAGACGAGCCCGCUCUCAACACCACCCUCCCAUCCCCCGCCGUCCAAACAGCUGAGCCGGCAAGAGCCGAAACCACCGCCACCGCCAUCGGCCGCUCGACGUCCGGCGCCGGCUCCUCUCCUCCCGGGUCCACCUCCGCCCAGCCGGGGCCCGCCACCACCACCACCACCACCACCACCACCCUCGGCCCUCAGAGCAGCCCCUCCGCCCAGGCCAAGCCCCGCGCCGACAACCCGUCCCAGCUCAACGUCGGCGACGACCCGACGAUGGUCCACGACCCGCCCACGUUGGACCCCCUGCUGGCCGGCCUGGUGUCGGCCUUUAUCAUCACCGCCGUCAUCAUCACUCUGCUCCUCUUCAUCAAGCUGCGGCAGAGAGACAACCGGCCGGAGUUCCGCCGGCUGCAGGACCUCCCCAUGGACGACAUGAUGGAGGACACGCCCUUGUCCAUGUACAGCUACUGACGGAGGCCCGGACACCCUCCUUGUUCAACCCCUCCUCCUUUCCUUACACCUGCACCCCGAAAAACACGGUGCAUGCUGGGUAGGCGUGAGCGACCUCCUCCAGACCCCUCGACACGUAGGAGAAAAAAAGACACGACAAGAGACACCGAAGACGUCGCUUUGAGCCGAGCGUCGAUCCACAGAGAAGAAGCCCCGCGUUGAACAGCGUCACAUGACACGCCCAUAUUUGGGUGGUUGGAGUUGCGUAAUAAUAAUGUGUUGAAAGAAAAAGGCGGUUCACACCUGGACGCCCGAGGGUCGAAUUCAGUGUUAAGAAGCCAAGAGAAAAGAAAUAUGAUUCAGAAUAAGAAUAAUUAUAGUGUAAAAAAAAAGUUGCACUUUAUUUUUUUUUCAGGAUUGGAAAAAAAAUGUUUUCGUGUGAGAGAUAAGAAAAAAAGAAAAAGAAGAAGCAUAGCAGUGAGUGUGUUUGCAGGUGUGUGUGUGGGUGUGUUUGCAGGUGUGUUUGCAGGUGUGUGUGUGGGAGUGUGUGGGUGUGUUUGAAAGUGUGUGUGUGUGAGUGUGUGGAUGUUUGAAGGUGUGUGUGAGUGUGUGUGGGUGUGUGGAGGCGUGGCAGGGGAGAUUUCAUUAUUUCCCCAUUUUUCUUUCUCCAUAUUUUGUUUUGAAGGUCCUGCUGGCUUUUGACCUGAUUUUGAUAUGUGCAGUGUGUGUUUUGUUGUCAUUUUUUUCUUCUUCCUGGAGUCUUGUGUCCAUGAAAGAGUGCCUUACAGUGUUGGAACAGCUCUUCAUUGCAAACUCUAUUUAUAUUCAAACUAACUUUCAGCUUUCCCAGUCAUUCCCAGUGUCUCUCUCUCUCUCUCUCUCUCUCUCUCAUAUACUACUGAUGAUUGCCUCACAGACAGCUCGUCAUCCUCGUCGAAUGGAAGACAUUACACGGACCGACAGGAUCUCAUUGAUUAGAAUAUAAUGUCCAGGACGAGCGCCGAGGAGAUGACACUUAAUAAUAUAAAUAUAUAUAUAUAUAUAAUAUUUCAUCUUUGUGCCAUGAACGAGUCCAGAUGGAGAGCGAGUGAAUCCCCGUUAAACGUUCCUAAAAACAUCUCCAGAGCUCGUUCCUCGAUGACACAAGUCUCGACUGGAGGAAGAGGAGGGAGAGAUACUUCAUCACUUCCUGUUGUCCCCGUCUGAAAGUCCAGCUCUAAAUUAUACUCUUGAUAUUUCUGCGUUUAAGAGUUUAAGUAAUGUUCUGUGAGUGUUCCUGAUGCGUUGAGGUUCAUGGACGGUUGGUGUUCUGUGAUUAAAGGUAUUUUGAAAUCAUC
Molecule: messenger RNA, 2939 nt
Organism: Pseudoliparis swirei
Lineage: Eukaryota; Metazoa; Chordata; Actinopteri; Perciformes; Liparidae
Product: mucin-2-like
Exons: 5
Coding region: 217-1623 (468 amino acids)
Source: RefSeq, a predicted model, not a curated record